Molecule: messenger RNA, 2382 nt
Organism: Musa acuminata subsp. malaccensis (wild Malaysian banana)
Lineage: Eukaryota; Viridiplantae; Streptophyta; Magnoliopsida; Zingiberales; Musaceae
Product: cyclic nucleotide-gated ion channel 18-like
Biological process (GO): transmembrane transport; monoatomic ion transport
Cellular component (GO): membrane
Molecular function (GO): monoatomic ion channel activity
Source: RefSeq, a predicted model, not a curated record
CCAUCCGACGGUGGACGCUCUCAUGGCGACGUCUCCGCAAUUGCCUCCGCCCCUCUCGCCUCCCCGCAAAUCCCCCAACCAUCGGUACCCUAACCCUAACGCUCACCCUCUCACUCCCCUCUUCUUCCUCCUCCACCCUUCACUUUUCCCUCCUCCUCCUCCUAUGGCCGCUUCGCCCUGCUUCCGCCGUCGCAGCACCCACGCCGACGCCGCCGGCCGACCCCAGCUCCGGCGCGGAAGAUGAGGGCCAUCGGAUCCACCACCUCCUGGGUUCUCCCCUUCCGCCGCCGCCCGGCGGUCACCCCGCCACCGGCCUCCGUCCUCCUCCACCUUCGCCGCCGCCCUUGGCAGCCCCGCCGCAUCCUCGACCCCGGCGGCGACGCCGUUCUUCGCUGGAACCGCAUCUUUCUCGUCUCCUGCCUCGUCGGCCUCUUCGUCGAUCCCCUCUACUUCUACCUCCUCUACAUCGGCGGCCCCGCCUGCGUCCGCAUCGACGUCAAUCUCGGCAUCAUUGUCACCUUCUUCCGCACCGUCGCUGACCUCUUCUAUCUGGGUCACAUGCUCCUCAAGUUCCGCAUCGCAUUCGUGGCGCCCAGCUCAAGGGUCUUCGGCAGAGGCGAGCUCGUCACGGAUCCCCACCAGAUUGCCAUGCGCUACCUCAAAGGCGACUUUGUCAUCGAUCUCAUCGCUAUGCUCCCCAUCCCCCAGAUAAUCAUCUGGUUUGUGAUUCCAGCAGUGAGCAGCUCUUCAGCGAAUCACACCAACAAUACACUUUCCUUAAUUGUUUUCAUCCAAUAUAUUCCAAGAUUAUUUCUCAUUUUUCCUUUGAAUGCACGGAUUGUUAAGGCCACAGGAGUAGUUACAAAAACUGCAUGGGCAGGAGCAGCAUACAAUCUCCUUCUGUAUAUGCUGGCAAGCCAUGUUCUUGGAGCUUUAUGGUAUCUUUUGUCCAUUGAGCGCCAGUACACCUGCUGGAUCACAGAGUGCAUUAAAGAAAAUGCCACUAUGACAAUGCCAAUGUGCAACCCUAGGUUUUUGGACUGUAGUAGCUUAGAGCUGCCUGAACGGAAGGCGUGGCGCAAUAGUACCCUUCUGCUUAGUAAUUGUGAUGCCACAAGUGAUAGUGCCAAGUUUAAUUUUGGCAUGUUUGCAGAUGCUUUGACUAGUGAGAUUGUUGCAGCAACUUUCAUUGAGAAGUAUCUGUAUUGCCUUUGGUGGGGAUUGAAAAAUCUAAGUUCAUAUGGACAGAAUCUGGCAACAACUACUUAUGUUGGGGAAACAACAUUUGCGAUUCUGAUAUGCAUUGUGGGUCUUGUUCUAUUUUCACAUUUAAUUGGAAACAUGCAGACCUACUUGCAGUCUAUUACUGUGAGACUAGAAGAAUGGCGAGUGAAGCAAAGAGACACAGAGGAGUGGAUGAGGCAUCGUCAACUACCGCCCGACCUACAAGAACGUGUUCGGCGUUUCGUCCAGUACAAGUGGCUUGCUACUAGAGGUGUCGAUGAAGAAUCAAUUUUGCAAUCUUUACCUUUGGAUCUCCGUCGCGAAAUCCAACGUCAUCUAUGUCUUGGUCUCGUUCGUCGAGUCCCGUUCUUCUCACAAAUGGAUGAUCAGCUUCUGGAUGCUAUCUGUGAACGACUGGUCUCAUCCCUGAGCACCAAGGACACGUACAUCGUCCGGGAGGGUGACCCAGUCAAUGAAAUGCUCUUCAUCAUUCGAGGUCAACUCGAAAGCUCUACAACUAACGGCGGCAGGAGCGGUUUCUUCAACUCCAUCACUCUGAGACCUGGGGACUUCUGCGGCGAGGAGUUGUUGACAUGGGCUCUGAUGCCCAACCCCAGCAUGAACUUUCCUUCAUCGACUCGAACCGUUCGGGCCCUCAGUGAAGUCGAAGCGUUUGCGCUUCGAGCUGAAGAUCUCAAGUUCGUCGCCAACCAAUUCAAGCGUCUCCACAGCAAGAAACUGCAGCAUGCUUUCAGGUUCUAUUCAUACCAAUGGAGGACUUGGGGAGCUUGCUUCAUACAAGUUGCAUGGCGGCGGUACAAGAAGAGGAAAUUGGCCAGGGAGCUGGCCGAACAAGAGUACCCCGACUAUGACCCAGUACUGGAGGACGAUGAGAGCCAGGAUAUGGAGCAUGAUGGGGCUCCUUUGCUUGCUGACUAUGCCGAUGGCGGUGAAGUCUCAUCAGGAGAAACCGAAACCGGGAGCAAUUUCCAGCAUCUCGGGGCGACGAUACUCGCUUCGAAGUUUGCCAAGAACACAAAGAGAGGAGCAAAUCAGAAGAUCAAUCAGCUCAGUAAGGCUGCCACUAGCAUCAAGCUGCCGAAGUUGUUGAAGCCGGAUGAACCUGAUUUCUCCAUGAACAAUUUGGAUGACAAGUGA